Messenger RNA from Ctenocephalides felis (cat flea), 1197 nucleotides. RefSeq lists its product as uncharacterized. The transcript has a single exon. The record is from RefSeq and is a predicted model, not a curated record. Bases 269 to 994 code for a protein of 241 amino acids. NCBI's taxonomy places the organism in Eukaryota, Metazoa, Arthropoda, Insecta, Siphonaptera, Pulicidae.
UAGUGGCAAGUGGGCGUAAAGUGAACUAUUGUAUUUGUGUUAUAUUAUUGAAUAUUCAAUUCAAUAGUAGUUACAUUAGAUUGCGUGGAAAACAUGAAGUUAUACAUAAUAAUAAAUGCAAAGGAACAUUAAGUAACGAGUGGCAAAAUAUACUAUUGAGAUAGUGUCGAAUUUAAUUCUUGUUUACCAGUCCUCUACAUAAAUUGUCCAAUUAUAUAUCAAUUGCAAGAUGUAUUAAACCUUUAAAUUAGUGAAGCUCUACGUUGACAUGGAGAACGAAGAAUCUGAUAAUUUAUCGAAUACUGUUAAUAAAUUAGGUCAUGUUAUACCAUUGAAAAAAGCUCGAUUUUCGUGGCAAGUCAAAGGAAGAUCUCGAUCGCAAAUUGAAGAAUCUUCAUGUGGCAGUAGCAACAGCAACCCUUCUAUAAACGAAUGUUUUUCAUUAAAUUCUGGCAGAGACUUAUCAGUAGGAUGUUCUUCUAAUAUUUCAAACAGAACUUCGUCUGGUAAAAGAUACUCAGAACCUACAUUAUCCACACCUUGUUAUGUUGACAACCACAAUUCCAAUGAUUCAGUGCCAUCUUUACGAGCCAGUGCCUGUUUAGCAGAUCGAGCAGAUGACAGGGGACUAGCAAGAUGGCAAGCGAGACAAGUUGCCAAAGGAUUUGUGGACAAUACAAUUAAUCGUGUUUUAGAUUCCUUCACAGAAGCACCUAUGCCUGGACACACUGGUUCACUGGUUGUUGAAGAUGCUGCUAUUUUGAUGGCGAUAAGUGCUCAUGGUUUACAAAAUGGAGCUGGACCGGUUGAUCAAACAUCACAGGCUGGUGGUACACAUGAUUGGCAACAACCGGGUAGCUCAGGGAGAGAACUGAGGCGCGUGUCAGAAGCACCUCAAGCAAUUGGUGAACAUUAUGAUUUCUUAGAAGCUGCUGUAUCAGUGGCUAUACAAAAGAAAGGAUUGGCACCUUUAUCACAUAACGGACAUAGCUAGUGUUUUAACAUUCUGUCAACAUUUGUGUAUGUACAAAAAGCAAACAAUGACUUCUGGCCUUAGGUAUAUGUCAUUGUACUUUAUAAAUUGCAUUACGAGAAUAUUUUAUUUUAAAUUUUAAUUUAUAGAUUAGAGUGACAAAAAAUACAUCAAAAAUGCAAUUGUUCAAACGUUAUAUAUAUUUUUAUUAAUUAUAUAGAAUC